Naegleria fowleri is the source of this 1896-nucleotide messenger RNA. RefSeq lists its product as uncharacterized. Gene Ontology annotation, molecular function: DNA-binding transcription factor activity. The record is from RefSeq and is a predicted model, not a curated record. Bases 1 to 1896 code for a protein of 631 amino acids. Lineage: Eukaryota; Heterolobosea; Eutetramitea; Acrasida; Naegleriidae. Gene Ontology annotation, biological process: regulation of DNA-templated transcription. The transcript has a single exon.
AUGGCCAGCACAAACAACAACUUUGAGGAUGAUGGUUGUUGGUUUGAGUUCCUCAAUGAAUCUUCCGAUAGUGUUUUAAACUUGGAACAGGGAUCUGCUCCGUAUACAGAUGAAACCACCACCACUCAAGCUUCGUCCAUGGCCGAUCCCAACAACAUGUACUUGACCAAUUCCUUCCAAAUACAACAACCACAACAGCAACAACAAUUUGCUACCGUUGAUUUUGGUGCCUUGCCUCCUACAGCAUAUGCUCUUCUCCCAAACUACUUUAUGCAUGCCAUGAUCCCACAAACAACCGUCGCCAGCAUGUUCCCAGUGUGUGGCACUCUCUUGGCAAACUCGAAUGCUUUCUCCAGUCCAACCAACAGCUUGAGCCCCAAUAGUUCAAUUGAUUCGAUACCUCUUGCCAACACAUCAUUGUUGAAUGUUGACACGGACAAGCCAAUUAUUCUUUUGCCAACAUCAUCAAGCUUGGAAAGCGUCGAUUCGAACUCAACCUCCAGCAGUGCAUGCCAAACAGAUAAAAACGAACCUCCAAAGAAAAAGAAGAAGGUAACCACGAGAAAGAAGGCAACAAACAAAACAGACCACAGCUCUGGAUCAGAUAGUGAAGAAUCAAAGAGAAAGAAGGCCCACAGAAGAAAGCAAGAAGAAAUCGAGGACGACAUGAAACGACUUCAGGAUUUAGAUCAACAAACAGAACUGACAGCAGAACAAAAAGAAGAAAAGAAGAAAUUGAGAAAUAGAUAUACAGCCAAGGUCUCGAGAGACAGAAAAAAGAAGGAACUCGAAGAUCUCAGAAACGAAAACGAAAACCUUAGAAAAGAACGUGAUUCAUUGAAAAAACAAUGUGAAGAGCAUGUACAGACAGUUAAUCGUCUCAAUCUAGAAUUGAACAGAUUGGCACAAAUUGUCAACUCUCAAGUGAGACCUAGUAGAACAGCCCUCAAAUCUCUAAUCGUAUUUAUUGGUGUAUUCGUAUUUAUUGGAUUGCUGGCCUUCUUGUCAGGUUCUUACAAGUUUUCAUCCACAAUGAAAUCCACCAUAUCUGACCAACGUAUUGCUGCCAGACGUGUCGCUAGAGGUCUUCUCACCAUUAAUAACACUUCUACCGAGUCAAAUCAACCUAACACUAAUCCUAGUUCAAAGUCUGUUCGAGAGGUGGUUAACACAACACCACCCAAAGAAUAUCAACAACAUCAAGAACAAUUUUCCAACUAUCCUUUACAUGAGCCAGUGUACGUUGAGAAUACAAUGGAAAUGGGUGAAAUGUUGGAUGAAUUCAAUGGCGAUGGCAUGUACACUUAUGAUGUAUUCUAUCCAACAAAAAUUAAGCGUCACUUUAGAGAAUUCCAAUCCUUCAAUGGCCAAAAGCACAACAUUUCAGAGACAGCUCACAUCAGAAGUUAUGAAAAUAAUUCUACUUCACCUAUUGGCGCAAUUCGAAAGCCAUCAAAGCCAAAGAGUGUCACAUCCCAACGACACAAUAAUUCCAAGCAAAUUACAUCCUUUGUCAGCCCAUCUUCGCUGAGCAAACACAUGGAGGAGAAGAAGCACAAGUAUGAAAAGGCUAAGGUCUAUGUACCAGACACAAAGGGAAAGACCAAAGUUCAACCAAACGAAUUACAGCUGUUCUGUCCUUAUUUGUACCCUCUUAUUGCUGGCAUUCCAGACCCUUCAUACGAAUUCAACACUAAGGAUUUUGAUAAUACCAAGUCAUCUGUCAAGAUACACAUUCCAAUCCAAAUGGUUUGUAAUAAGACGAACACCAAAGUGAUAAGAAUGGCAGAAAUUAAUGCCGUAAACAUUACUUUAUCAGAAAUUUAUUAUGAAUUUAACGGAGGUGCCUUGACUGAAGUUCAACCACAAACAAGAGUGGCCUCAGCUGAUGUUUAA